Centruroides sculpturatus (bark scorpion) is the source of this 1003-nucleotide messenger RNA. RefSeq lists its product as uncharacterized. The transcript is spliced from 4 exons. NCBI's taxonomy places the organism in Eukaryota, Metazoa, Arthropoda, Arachnida, Scorpiones, Buthidae. The record is from RefSeq and is a predicted model, not a curated record. Bases 137 to 919 code for a protein of 260 amino acids.
GAAAAGGGACGGGCAAAAUCUACGUAGGAGGAGAAUUAGCGCUGAAUUUACUCAAUCCUACGCAGAAUUUUCCUAUAAAAAGGCAUGGAAGACUGGCGUUAAAGCACAUUUCGGCGAUCAACAAACCGAAAGCAACAUGAAAACCAUCCUCUUUCUAUCGGUCCUCGUUGGAAUUGCAAUCGUAGCAAACAGCGAAACAUCUAAGAAAGAAAUAAAGAAAGAUGUAUCAUUUGAUAAAGGCAAUUUCGACAAUGUGAGAGGUGAAAAAAAUGUGAAGGACAAAUAUAAUUUAAAAAAGGAUUCAAAACGAGUAAUAUCUGGAAUGCCUGUAAUGACUGGAUUGCCUGGAAUGACUGGAUUGCCUGGAAUGACUGGAAUGCCUGGAAUGACUCCAACUAACCUCGAUUUAAUCACACUUGGUGGGUUCCUAAGCAAUUUGAACUUGGACCUUAUUGGAUUUUUAAAUUGUACCUUUAACAAGCUUAUGAUAAAUUUGGAUCAAUGCCAACUUGGUGACCUCUCUUUAAGAAGCGAUACCCUAAACAGAUUUCGUCGCAAGGACAGAUGCGAUAGUUGUGGUACGGAUCCGAGUGAUCCAAUGGCAUCGAUGAACGAGCUCUGUCCGGAACUUAAUAAUAUUACGAGUUAUUUGGGUUGCAUUCUCAUUCAGCUUUCUUAUUUCGAUUGUCUCGAUUACAUUGACGAUUGUCUUACGGAUCUUCUGAAUUGUCUCGGACUGUAUCUUGAUUCACUUUUUAGUAACGAAAUAGAUUGUGACGAUUUAUCCGUCUUUCUUGCAUAUGUCAUAGCGAUUGUUGAAAAUAUUUUAAGUAUUUUAUUAGACGGUUCGUUUGGACAAACCCCUUUUCCAAACAUUACAAAUUUUUGCUUAACAUUAGACCUAAAGCGGAAGAUAUAAUCGACGAAUGAUAUAAGAAAUAUUCUGAUAAUUAAUACAAAAUAUUAAAUACGUAAUCUAAUUUUAAAUCGAUUUCAUCAUUAU